GUCUCCACUCCACCAACCAAUUUCUGGGUUCUUUACUUUAUUUGUUGUUGUAGAAACGAAACUAAACUGGAAGAAACGGAUGGGAAACUGUUUUCGUCUCUCAUCGCUUCUUCUAUAAUUCGGAACCCUAACGAACGGAAUCUUAUACCUUUCUGACUCUGUGUGUGUGUGUGUGGAAAGGUGCGACGUGUCGAAAUUUCAGGGUUUCAGUCUGCUAAGAAGAAGGAGAAGCAGAAACAAACAGCUCCAUAUUCGAAUCUAUCUCUGUGAAAAGAUCCAGAAGGAUAAAAUCAUCUUGCACAGUGCAGAAUGGAUCAACAAGCUCAUGGACAGCCCCCAGUAAUGGGGGUGGUUGGUGGUAGUGCUCAAGUGCCAUAUGGCACAACUCCAUAUCAAGCUAACCAAAUGAUUGCAGCCAAUCCUCCAGGAUCAGUUGGAUCUAUUCAACCUACUGGUCAACCAACAGGUUUCACUGGUUCCCCAGCUCAGCUUGCACCACACCAACUUGCUUAUCAGCACCUCCACCAGCAGCAGCAACAACUGCAGCAGCAACUCCAGGUUUUUUGGUCAAACCAAUACCAAGAAAUUGAGCAGAUCACUGACUUCAAGAACCACAGCCUUCCAUUGGCAAGGAUCAAGAAAAUCAUGAAGGCUGACGAGGAUGUAAGAAUGAUAUCAGCAGAGGCUCCUGUCGUAUUUGCCAGGGCUUGUGAGAUGUUCAUCUUGGAGUUGGCACUGCGUUCAUGGAACCACACUGAGGAGAACAAGCGUAGAACACUCCAGAAGAAUGACAUUGCUGCAGCAAUCAAAAGGACUGAUAUCUUUGACUUCCUGGUUGACAUUGUCCCCAAGGAAGAUUUGAAAGAUGAGGUACUUGCCUCAAUGCCCAGAGGAGGAGCACUGCCUGUUGGAGGUCCUGCUGACCCUCUUCCUUAUUAUUACAUGCCUCAACAUUCACCACAGGUUGGAACUCCUGGGAUGAUCAUGGGUAAACCUGUGGUGGAUCAAGCUUUGUAUGGACAGCAGCCUCGCCCUUACAUGGCUCAACAAAUAUGGCCACAACCACCACAACAACAGCAGCAGCAACCACCCUCAGAUUCUUAAGCUGGAGAAGAAUGGUCAUAGCAGACAUUUGGAGAGGAAAGUGGAACUUGCCUUUCGAAGUAAAUAUGCUUUUUGAUACAUCAACUUUUUUGUUGCAUAUGAAGAGAGGGAAACUUAUGUGGAAAUGUAUAAGAGCAGCUAUAGUAUAGACUAUUCGGGAGGAAAGGAAUGUCGAGAUAUUCCAAGAAAAGGAAAGAAGCCCCAAUCCUUUGGCUGAAAACUUCAGAAUUAUUUGUGGAUUAUUCCUGUGAUGAUCUUCCGAGGAGUUGGGUAGUAGUGGCAUCCAAGCCUCCAAGAAAACUAGAAUACAAGCAAGGUGGAUACCCCCCCUGGAGGGGGUUGUAAAGCUGAACUUUGAUGGGAGUAGUCAAGGAAACCUAGGACCUUCGGAUAUAGGAGGGAUCUUGAGGGAUAAGGACAACAUUCUUUCCUUAUUUUCAAGUCUAGUGGGAGUAGGAGACUCAACAAGGACUGAAAUAUUAGCAGCUGUGCAAGGCUUAUAGAUCACCAACGAACUUGGAGUGGAGAAUUUGUUAGCUGAGGGAGAUUCUUGGGGCUACAAGGAUCUUAAAAAAGUAAAAUGGCUUACAAGGAAUAUGCCAGUCAGUUUUCAGUGGGUUAGCAGAUCAGCAAAUGGCUUGUAAGAUUCUUUGGCUAAAUAAGGUCUUUCUCGGGUUUCUUUGUAUUGGGCUACUUUAUAGAUUGUAUUCCGAUAAGAGUUGGGUUUGUGCUCAUCCCAAAUGGGAGGUAUCAUCUCGUGCCUCCUCCUAGGGGGUGAUUGUACUCUCCCUUCCUCUCUUUAAUAAAUUUUUUUACUCAUUCAUCAAAAGAAUAUACUGCUUCUACAUACAACAAUCACAUCAUUAGGAACUGUAUGUGAUUCAUUUUUAGCAUCCCUUUGAUUCAUAGGAUUAAUUGGUUUUCAAUCCGAAACAAGUGGUGUGAAAUGGUGCCACUAUGAUUUUAUCAGAUGGCUAGAAUUAUUGUGCUAAGGAGUUUUUAAUUUUCUUGAUCAUGUUAGAGCAAUGGAUAUGUAUUUUUUAACUACUAGUAUUAGCAUAAUCAAUCUCUAUUUCUCAUAA
Molecule: messenger RNA, 2186 nt
Organism: Nelumbo nucifera (sacred lotus)
Lineage: Eukaryota; Viridiplantae; Streptophyta; Magnoliopsida; Proteales; Nelumbonaceae
Source: RefSeq, a predicted model, not a curated record